Messenger RNA from Notolabrus celidotus (New Zealand spotty), 4607 nucleotides. RefSeq names its product E3 ubiquitin-protein ligase RNF123. The record is from RefSeq and is a predicted model, not a curated record. The transcript has 40 exons. Bases 221 to 4216 code for a protein of 1331 amino acids. Gene Ontology annotation, molecular function: ubiquitin-protein transferase activity; protein binding. NCBI's taxonomy places the organism in Eukaryota, Metazoa, Chordata, Actinopteri, Labriformes, Labridae. Gene Ontology annotation, cellular component: cytoplasm.
UUGUCCCAGGUGGCUCUCCGUAGCGUGAGAGGCGUUGACAAGUAGAGAGGACUGUUGUGGUGGAAAAAUAGCCUUUUACUCACGACAGCAGCCUGUAUAUCACAUUUUAUCUUCCUUAUCUUUAAUUUAUACCAUAAACGAGGGGACACCGGCGUGAAGAGUGGGACGUGGGAUCAGAAGAAAGCGCAGUGUAUGGGCGAGGUGACUCCAGUCAGACAGCAUGAGCUCUAAAGGAGGCGGCACCGCUCUGACCCGCCGCAACUACAGACUGGCCUCAGACACAGACAAACCCAAAGCCACAGGUAUAGUAAACGAGAAGCUUCUGAGUGACUUCCUGCACCAUGUGUUUCCUUCAACCAAACAGGGACCUGCUUUGGCCUCCCUCAGGAAGCCUCUGGGUUUCCAGGAUCUUGGCGCUCACCUGGAGAAUCUGUUAUCUGAGGAGGAACCGACUGAGGAGAGCCGAGACCAGCCUGUCGAUGGUCGUCUGGGCCCUCAGCCCGUCGUCCUCGAUCACACCAGUGGCUUUGAAGGACUUCUGUUUGUGGACGAUGACCUGCUCGGGGUUAUUGGUCACAGCAACUUCAGCUCCAUCAGAGCCACCACCUGUGUUUAUAAAGGGAAGUGGGCCUACGAAGUGCUGAUCUCCUCUCAGGGUCUGAUGCAGAUUGGCUGGUGUACGCUGAACUGUCGCUUUAACCAGGAGGAGGGUGUGGGCGACACUCCUGACUCUUACGCAUACGAUGGAAACAGAGUGAGGAAGUGGAACGUGACCACCACUAACUACGGAAAGUCGUGGGCGGCGGGAGAUAUCGUCAGCUGUUUGAUCGACCUGGACGAGGGAACCAUCACAUUCUGCCUGAAUGGGCAGUCUCUGGGCACCGCAUUCACCAACAUCAAGACGGGUCCAGGCGUGGCUUACUUUCCCGCCAUCAGCCUCUCCUUUAAAGAGUCGGUGGCUUUCAACUUUGGCAGCAGACCUCUCAGGUAUCCUGUGGAUGGCUACCUGCCCCUCCAAAACCCUCCAACUGUAGACCUGAUGAAAGCUCAAAAACUGCUGGGAUACAUCAAGAACGUCCUCUCCACCUCCAUCGACACACAGGAGGAGAGGCUGGUGGAGAAAGACUUCGGGUUGUGGAGCCUUCAUGGAGAUCCAACGGUCCUCGUCACGCUGGCUCACAUCUUUAACCACUUUGCCCCACUCAUGUGUAAGGUGUACCUGGUGGAGGACGUGCUGAUGAACUUCCUGUUGGGGAUUCUGGAGGGAGGAGGUUCAGUGGAUGAACACCCGCUUAUCCAGCAGCUCCUGGAUCUGUUCUGGCUACUGAUGGAGGACUAUGAGGUGAACGAGUGUCUGAAGCAGCUGAUGAUGUCUCUGCUGAGGGCUUACCGUUUCUCCCCCAUCAUCCCAGACCUAGGCUUCCAGAUUCACUAUCUGCGCCUCACCACGGCCAUCCUGCAUCAUGAGAAGUCCAGGAAAUACCUGCUCAACAACGUCUUAUUCGACGUUCUGCGUUCGGUCGUGUUCUUCUACAUUAAGACUCCUCUGAGAGUGAAGGAGGCAGGGCUAGAGGAGCUCAUCCAGACCACAUGGUGGCCCACACACUUCGACAAAGAGGGGAAAGACGAGCGAGAUCCCAAAGACGAGAGUGCAGAUGAGCGACUGAGACGACGAGCGUAUGAGAGAGGCUGCCAGAGACUCAAAAAGAGGAUCGAAGUCGUUGAGGAGUUGCAGGUCCAAAUCCUGAAGCUGCUGCUGAAUAACAAAGACAAAACCACGGGUGAAGCGUCCCGCUACAUCUUCCUUAAUAAGUUCAGGAAGUUUCUACAAGAGAACGCCAGCAACAGAGGGCAUCCUACAGCUCUCUGCCCUCCAGAGUACAUGGUGUGUUUCCUCCAUCGUCUCAUCACGGCCGUGAGGGCCUGCUGGGACGAGAGCACCAGGAGGAGUCCUGGCAGCAUCAGCAGCGAAGAGGCCUACGUUCCUCCUCAGCUCUUCUACAACGGGAAGGUGGACUACUUCGACCUGCAGAGACUCGGCGGGCUCCUCUCCCACCUGAAGAAAACACUUAAAGACGACUUGGCGAGUAAAGCCAACAUCAUCAUUGACCCUGCAGAGAUCCAGGCCUCGUCCAUGGAUGACCUGGAUGAGGACGAGGAGAGCGGAGCCACACAGAGGCCGUUUGGAGCAGCAGCAAUGGGCGGCGCUCUGGCGAGGCCCAGCUGGUUGAGUUCUCCCACUCUUGGUCGAGCUAAUCGUUUCCUGAGCACGGCCGCUGUCAGUCUGAUGACCCCCAGACGACCCCUAACUCAGCCCGAGAAGGUGAAAGUCCGGACCCUGGCUGUGGAGCAGAGGACGGAGGAGGACAUCGAGGGGAGCCACGGUAAUGACGGCCUGUUGUUAGGGCGACCGCUGGAAGAGCCUGAUCAGCAGAUUGCAGACAAGUCUCUGCUGGAGAUCAUCGACGGGAUCGUGAUGAUGUAUAACCUGAGCGUCCACCAGCAGCUGGGGAAGAUGGUCGUGGUGUCAGAUGAUGUUCAUGAAUACGCUGUUGCACUGAAGGACACGGAAGAGAAGAUUGCUCGAUGUCCUGCCAGGAGACCCGACAUCCUGGACGAGCUCCAGAAGAGCCAGAAGGUUUUUGCAGAGAAGCUGAACCACCUCAGCAGGAGGCUGGCCUGGAUCAACGCCACCAUCUACUCCAAGGACAAGAUGCUGGACGUGUACUGGCUGCUGUGUGUUUGCAUCAAGACCAUCGAGCACGCUGACAACACGGGCUGCUUGUUCGCCUUCGCUCCAGAGUUCUACCUCAACGUGGCCAUGAACGCCUACAGCGCCCUCAAGAACUACUUCAGCCCCGCAAACAGCAUGGAGGAGCUCCCAGGUUAUGAAGAAACCUUGACCCAACUCGCUGCAAUCCUGGCCAAACACUUUGCUGAUCCACGCAUAGUGGGGACAGAUAUCAAAGACUCUCUGAUGCAGGCCCUGGCCAGCUACGUCUGUUACCCACAAUCCCUUAGGGCGGUGGAGAGGAUCCCAGAGGAACAACGUGUUGCCAUGAUGAGGAACCUGCUGGCUCCUUACGAACAAAGACCGUGGGCUCAGACUAACUGGAUCCUGGUCAGGCUGUGGAGGGGCUGUGGUUUCGGCUACAGAUACACUCGUCUCCCUCACCUCCUGAAAACCAAACCAGAGGACGCCAACCUGCCCAGUCUGCAGAAGCCGUGUCCGUCGUUGCUGCUGCAGAGACACAUGGCGGAGCUGCUCAGCAUGGACAAAGACAUGGCCGCCUCUUUCCUCAACAGCGUCCUGAACCAGCUCAACUGGGCUUUCUCCGAGUUCAUCGGGAUGAUCCAAGAGAUCCAGCAGGCUGCAGAGCGCCCAGAGAGGAACUUUGUGGACACGCGUCAGCUGAAGGUGUGUGCGACCUGCUUCGACCUGUCUGUCAGCCUGCUGCGGGUGCUGGAGAUGACCGUCACUUUGGUGCCAGAGAUCUUUCUGGACUGGUCCCGCCCCUCUGCAGAACUGCUGCUCAGACGACUUGCUCAGCUGCUGAACCAGGUGUUAAACAGAGUGACUGCAGAGAAGAACCUGUUUGAUCGAGUCGUCAACCUGAGACUGCCAGGUCUUGAGAGUGUCGACCACUACCCCAUCCUGGUUGCUGUCACAGGGAUUUUGGUUCGAAUCCUGGUGGAUGGAGACAGACAGGGGAUAUCUCGGGCUGCCUCCGUCCUGCUCUCAGACCCCUGUUUCCAGCUCCACUCCAUCCAGCAGCUGUUAGGCGAGGGUGGAGACUCAUCCAGCUCUUCAGCGGUCAUCACCGCCACCGCCCGUCCAGUGAUCGGCUCAUUUGGGUCGGCCGUGGCCUCUCCGAUUCCUUCAGCGGCUGGAAACACGGGUUCCACGGAACGAAAACACUUCUCCCUGCACGCAUACACAGACUACAUCAGCGAGGAGGAGAAACAGAAGGUGGAGAUGAUGCUGGCGUUCCUCACUGAAGAGUCCAAACAGGCUGCAGCCAGCACAGCUCCGACCAGUGAAGAAGACCUCUGCCCGAUCUGCUACGCUCACUCCAUCUCUGCCAUCUUCAAGCCCUGCUCCCACAAGUCCUGCAAAGCCUGCAUCAACCAGCAUCUGAUGAACAACAAGGACUGUUUCUUCUGCAAAGCCACCAUCACCGGGGUGGAGGACUACAGCAAGCCCGCCGCCUCCUAACACACACACACACGCACACACACACACACACACACACACACACACACACAACACACUAAGACACAUGUCUGCUGAAAAGAUGGUAAAGAAUAAACACACGGUCACCUGUCUGAAAGCUUCAUACUCAAACAUCAGACCACAUAUCAGUGAACCCAAAGAUCCUCACACAGCACUGUACUGUACGUGUGUGUGAGUGUGUGUGUGUGUGUGAGAGUGAGUGUGUGUGUGUUCUCAGCUGUAAUCCACACAUCUUCCUCACUCUAUGAUUUGAUAAAGAUGAACUGAACGUAGAGUUUGGAGCGAUGUUAAAGGUAUGACUGUACGAUGGAGGAUCAUGGCCACACGAGACGUAUUUGAGUUCAAAAUUAAAAGUCAGAGUUCCUGUUAAAUA